This is a messenger RNA of Adelges cooleyi (spruce gall adelgid), 1066 nucleotides long. Its product is annotated as enkurin. Gene Ontology annotation, cellular component: acrosomal vesicle. The record is from RefSeq and is a predicted model, not a curated record. Gene Ontology annotation, molecular function: calmodulin binding. NCBI's taxonomy places the organism in Eukaryota, Metazoa, Arthropoda, Insecta, Hemiptera, Adelgidae. Bases 151 to 975 code for a protein of 274 amino acids. The transcript is spliced from 5 exons.
CUUCAAUGGGUAUGUGUGUACAGUAUAUGAUAGAAAUGCAAAAAUAAACAUUAACCCGAUUAAAAAUUAUUACCGAUUUUUAAUUUUGUAACUUGAGCUCACAGCGAAAAUAUAAUAAUUAUUAGCUUGACAAACCCAUAUUGUUUCGAAAUGCCCGCCGAGUGCCAAGAGAAUAUUAAACGUCUGAUACCCAGACCCAAGACGCCGGUGGUCAAACCGCCCAUGUACCGUUCCGUGUACACCGACUCGAUCAGGAGGGCGUUCAAGGCGAACAAAGAUUGUCACCGGACGAUGGGGUAUGCCGAAGUGCAGUUGGAUCCACCGACGCGGUUCCUGAAGAAGCACACGAGAAAAGUGGUCAGGCCAUUCGUCGAAAAGACCAAAGUGACACGACCGAAGAGCUCUUUGGAGGAAAUGGCCGAGAAGAAAAUAGCCGAGGGCUGUGAAAAGAUACCCAGGAAACCGUUGCCAGACCCUAACGAAAAUAAGAUCCGGAAAAAUAUCAAACAGAUCAACAUGGUGGACGUUAUUCGAAAAGUACCUCCUCUGACCAAACACCGAGUGCAAGACACUAGAAAUGGCCAUAUAAUCGUUUUAGACGAGGCUGGUCUAGAACCCACGUAUGUUUCAAAAAAGAAUUUCGGCAAGACUCCUGUUUACAUUUUGAAAAUGUACAAAGAAAAAGAGAAGGCCAGAAUAAUGGAAAACGAACGGAUAAAAGCUAUUAAGCCUCCAUUGCGAUACAUACCCGAACAUGAACGCAAUAAAUUAUUAAACGGUCUGAAAAUAAAUUGGGCCGAACUUCAAAAAGAAUUCCAACUGCUGCCUAUGAUAACAGAUACGUUACCGAAGAUGAAAAAAAAAACUAUGUUAGAAAAACAGCUAAAAGAUCUAGAAAAAGACAUUGACCUAUUGGAGAGAAGUCCAGCUCUUUACGUGUGCCGAGAUGCCGACGACGGGGAAAGUGUUGAAUGAGAAACAGAAAAAAAAUAUAAUGAUUCGCUGUUUUGGUAAUUUACGUUUAAAAAAACAAUAUUGUAACUCGAAUUUGAUUAAAAUUGUUACC